AUGACACUCAAAUUGCUUAUGAAUUCGACAUGGGGAUAUUCCAUUAAGAAACCUCAAGAGAUGAAGAGUAAACAUUAUGAGAAGGUCGACAACUUUGUUGAAAGGUUUUCUCCUUUUGUUUUGAAGUACGAAUUCACUCAAGGUCAAAGUGGCUUAGUAACCACAUUAAAACCUAUUGUCGAACAUUGGUCUUACCCUCAGUUCGCAAAGGCAGUCCUUGACAACUACAACAAAUUCUUCUCCGAAGUCAAAUCCAAAGUGAAGGUUUACUAUGAGAACAUUGACGCACUCAUGACGAACGAAGAAGGAUACAACAAACUCAUUGAAAUGGGAAUGGUCGGUGAAAAGAUGGGCUGUUUUAAGCUAGAUAAGGUAUUUUCCGAAGUUCAUGUCCUCUCCAAGCGUAAGUCCUGGGGCAUACUUGAAGACGGCACAGAAAUAAAACAUUGCAUGAAAUAA
This is a messenger RNA of Trichomonas vaginalis G3, 459 nucleotides long. RefSeq names its product DNA/RNA polymerases family. The record is from RefSeq and is a predicted model, not a curated record. Lineage: Eukaryota; Parabasalia; Trichomonadida; Trichomonadidae. Bases 1 to 459 code for a protein of 152 amino acids. The transcript has a single exon.